GCGAAAAAAAUAAUCAUUGUUAAGAAAUUAAAUGUUUUGUUAGUAAUUAAAAUACGCUAAAGAAAUUAUAUCAUAAAAAUUAUAAACAAUCAAAAAUAAGAAACAUUAAUUAUCAAUCAUAUUCCUAGCAAUUAGUUUAAUUAGUAAGGUAAACUAGCAAGCCGAAAUAAUACUAAAAGAAUAACUAACAAAAAGAUAAAACAAACAAGUGCAAAAGAAACUAAACUAACUAUAGAUAUAUAUAAAAUGAACCAAAAAGCAUACAAACAACCGUUAAGAGAAAGAAACUAGGUUGAAUUGAAGUUCACUACAUGGGACAAGGAUUCUCAUGGCUUAUUCGAUUAUGAAAGUGAGUCAGUUUAAACUGAGAAGCACCGUGUAGACAACCCUUGUCAAAUAGUAAGAUAAGAUAAUAAAUAAAUUAAAAUUGUUGAUUACAACGAGAGAAUUGAAGAUGAAAAUUGCAGAGUCCUAGCUAGCAUCACUUAGAAGGAUUCUAUUCAGCCAAGCUAUUAUAUAAACCCUAGUUCAUAAUCAAGUAAUUCAGAUAGCAAUACAAGUGGUAGCAGUAGUACGGAUGCUCUGGGAAAAUAAAAUAAUUCUAGCAAAGAAAAUAACAGCAACAAUGAUGCUUACUUAAUUGUGCGCUUCUUGAGAAAUCAAAAGGGAGAAUAAAAGGGAUACCCAUUACAGGUUGGAGAUAUGAUAAAACUUGGUAGAGUAGAAUACUGUGUUAUAGAAAAGUACACAGAGGAGUCAGGACUCCAAUAAAUUAAUGAUAUCUUCUGUGAUUAAGAACAAUACAAUUUUAAUAUUGACUAUUCUAAAACUGAGACAAAAACUUGCAGAAUUUGCUUGUGUGAAGAAGAAUAAUGCUCUGAAAAUCCUCUCCUAAACCCAUGUAAUUGUAAAGGUUCUUGUGAAUAUAUGCAUUUUGAGUGCUUGAAGCAUUGGGUUGAAAGCAAAGUUCAUAAGAAGUACUCUCCUCCAUUCAUUUCAACAUUCAAGUGGAAAAAUUUAGAAUGCGAAGUUUGUAAGUAACCUCUCCCAAAAAUUAUAAAUAUCAAUAAUAAAAAAUUAUCUCUUGUUGAAACUGCUAGACCUGAAGGCAACUACAUUAUAUUGGAAAGCAUCUCUAGAGAGAAAAAAGUUUCUAUGGGUCUUUAUAUAAUAAACAAUUUAAAAAAUCCUGAAGAUCAAGCUAAGCUUGGAAGAGGACACACAUGCGAUAUUAGAGUUUAAGACAUAUCAGUCAGUAGAUUCCAUAGCUAUAUUAAAUACGAAAAUGGACAAUUUUUACUAUUUGAUAAUAACUCUAAAUUUGGUACAUUAGUAAAACUAGAUAAGAACUAUCCUAUACUUUCAGAAAAAGUAGGCAUUUAAGUAGGUCGUACUAUAAUAACUUUUAGCUUAAAACCUUCCAAUUCUAGUAAUUUAAAUUAACUUUAGCAAUCCUUACAGUAAAGUGUUGCAUAGUUUGAUAAAGUCAUGAUGAAUAACAGCUAGAAAUAAAAACAAAACUAAGAACAAUAAUAAGUGAUUUAAAAGGUGCAACAAUUUAAAAACAAUAAUGUUAUAACAAAUAUAAAUACAAUUUCAAAUAUUAACUCCUAAAACACAAGCAACAACAGCAAUAACAAUGGAAAUAUUAGAAUUCCCACUAAUACCAAUAUUCCUUAAGCAAUUGUAAAUAAUAAUAACACAAACACUAACUUAAAUUAAUAGUAAAAAAAUAAUAAUAACAACAUAUAAGCUUAGCUCAUUACAUCUUCAUCAGCUAUCCUUGAUAAAUUAUAAAAAGGUAAUUCAAUUAAAUAACCUAAUAAAGGUAACACCUUCGUCUCAAACGCAGCUAAUAAUAUUAUUGGAGGUAACUCUUCCUAAGUAUAAGGUAGUAAUGUAAAUAGAAAUAAUAUAUAAAAUGUCGUAUUGGCUAAUGGUAGCAUGGCUAAUUUUAACUCUACUUAAUAUAAAAUUGGUGAUGUGCCUCUAAUGAAUAACUAUCCUGUCUCAAACAGCAAUACUUCUAAUUAAAAUAGCAAUAACAACAACAACAACAACAAUAAUAUGUUUAGUAGUAGCCAUGUCAUGGGUUAAAAUAACCGUAACUCAAGUAAUGUUACUCAUUAUAAUGAAUUUCCUAAUUUCAAUUCUAUGAAUUACAACUAAGCCAAUUAGUACAACAUUUAGAACAACUUUUAAUCCACUUUAUAUACUAAUUUACCAACAAUAAGUAACAAUAAUAAUACUCAUACUUCAAACAAUCAUAAUAAUUAUGGACACUACGCCAUUUAGCAGAAUGGAUCUCUCAUUUCAAGAAAUAAUCGUAAUCACCAUUGA
Molecule: messenger RNA, 2340 nt
Organism: Tetrahymena thermophila SB210
Lineage: Eukaryota; Ciliophora; Oligohymenophorea; Hymenostomatida; Tetrahymenidae
Product: zinc finger protein
Exons: 8
Molecular function (GO): protein binding; zinc ion binding
Source: RefSeq, a predicted model, not a curated record